Ochotona curzoniae (black-lipped pika) is the source of this 3001-nucleotide messenger RNA. It is a transcript of the gene HELLS, whose product is annotated as helicase, lymphoid specific. Gene Ontology annotation, biological process: negative regulation of gene expression via chromosomal CpG island methylation; pericentric heterochromatin formation; lymphocyte proliferation. The record is from RefSeq and is a predicted model, not a curated record. The coding region runs from base 27 to 2540 and encodes 837 amino acids. Gene Ontology annotation, molecular function: chromatin binding; ATP-dependent chromatin remodeler activity; ATP binding. The transcript has 22 exons. Gene Ontology annotation, cellular component: pericentric heterochromatin; nucleus. Lineage: Eukaryota; Metazoa; Chordata; Mammalia; Lagomorpha; Ochotonidae.
CCUGCUUCCCGCGGGAGGAUCCAGCCAUGCCGGCCGAGCAGCCCGCAGGCAGCGACGGGCCCGCGCUCCCGGAGAUGGAGGGGCAGCAGGAGGGCGCCGUGAUUACCCCCGCCAUGCUAGAGGAGGAGCAGCAGCUUGAGGCCGCGGGGCUGGAGCGAGAGCGGAAGAUGCUGGAGAAGGCUCGCAUGUCUUGGGACAGAGAGUCCACGGAAAUUCGGUACCGUAGACUUCAACAUUUGCUGGAGAAAAGCAAUAUCUACUCUAAGUUUUUACUGACUAAAAUGGAACAACAACAACUAGAGGAACAGAAGAAGAAAGAGAAAUUGGAGAGAAAAAAGGGAUCUUUAAAAGUGAUAAAGGAUAAAAAUUCAGUUGAUACAAACGAAGAGAAUGCAGGUGUGAGAAAGAAAAGAGGAAGAGAAGAUGAAUCAUACAAUAUUUCAGAGAUCAUGUCCAAAGAGGAAAUUUUAUCUGUGGCUAAAAAAAGUAAAAAGGAGAAUGAGGAUGAAAGCUCUACUACUAACCUUUGUGUGGAAGAUCUGCAAAAAAACAAAGAUUCAAAUAGUAUAAUUAAGAAUAGAUUGUCUCAAACUGUCAGGCAGAAUGCUAAACUCUUUUUUGAUCCAGAUCGGAAAUAUGAUGGACAACCAGUACCCUUUCAGCAACCAAAGCACUUCACGGGAGGAGUGAUGCGUUGGUACCAAGUAGAAGGCAUGGAAUGGCUUAGGAUGCUUUGGGAAAAUGGAAUUAAUGGCAUUUUAGCAGAUGAGAUGGGCCUGGGAAAGACGGUUCAGUGCAUUGCUACAAUUGCGUUGAUGAUUCAGAGAGGUGUGCCUGGACCUUUCCUUGUCUGUGGGCCUUUGUCUACACUUCCCAACUGGAUGGCGGAGUUUAAAAGAUUUACACCAGAAAUUCCUACCAUGUUAUAUCACGGAACCCAGCAGGAACGCCGAAAAUUGGUAAGAAAUAUUCACAAACGGAACGGGACCCUGCAGAUCCAUCCGGUGGUCAUCACGUCGUUUGAAAUAGCAAUGAGAGACCGAAAUGCUCUGCAGCAUUGCUAUUGGAAAUACUUAAUAGUAGAUGAAGGACACAGAAUUAAGAAUAUGAACUGCCGGCUAAUAAGGGAGUUAAAACGGUUCAAUGCUGAUAAUAAGCUUCUUUUGACUGGUACACCAUUGCAAAACAAUUUAUCAGAACUUUGGUCAUUGCUAAAUUUUUUGUUGCCAGAUGUAUUUGAUGACUUAAAAAGCUUUGAGUCUUGGUUUGACAUCACCAGUCUGUCUGAAACUGCUGAAGAUAUUAUUGCUAAAGAAAGGGAACAGAACGUACUGCAUAUGCUGCACCAGAUUCUGACACCUUUCUUACUGAGAAGGCUGAAAUCUGAUGUUGCUCUUGAAGUUCCUCCUAAACGAGAAGUAGUUGUUUAUGCACCACUUUCAAAGAAACAAGAGAUCUUCUACACGGCCAUUGUGAACCGCACCAUUGCAAAAAUGUUUGGGUCCAUUGAGAAAGAAACAGUUGAGCUAAGUCCUACUGGACGACCAAAACGGCGAACUAGAAAAUCAAUAAAUUACAGCAAGAUAGAUGAUUUCCCUAAUGAAUUGGAAAAAUUGAUCAGUCAAAUUCAGCCAGAGGUGGAACGAGAAAGAACUGUUGUGCAAAUGAGUGUCCCACUGGAAUCUGAGGUUAAUUUGAAGUUACAGAAUAUAAUGAUGUUACUUCGUAAAUGUUGUAAUCAUCCAUAUUUGAUUGAGUACCCUAUAGAUCCUGUUACACAAGAAUUUAAGAUUGACGAAGAAUUAGUAACAAAUUCUGGGAAAUUCUUAAUUUUGGAUCGAAUGCUGCCAGAGCUGAAAAAAAGAAGUCACAAGGUGCUGCUUUUUUCACAAAUGACAAGGAUGUUGGACAUUUUGAUGGAUUACUGCCAGCUUAGAGAUUUCAACUUUAGCAGACUUGAUGGAUCCAUGUCUUACUCAGAGAGAGAGAAAAAUAUGCACAGCUUCAACACAGACCCAGAUGUAUUUAUCUUCUUAGUGAGUACAAGAGCUGGUGGCUUGGGCAUUAAUUUGACUGCAGCAGAUACAGUUAUAAUUUAUGAUAGUGAUUGGAAUCCUCAGUCUGAUCUUCAAGCCCAGGACAGAUGUCAUAGAAUUGGUCAGACAAAACCAGUUGUUGUAUAUCGCCUUGUUACAGCAAAUACCAUUGAUCAAAAAAUUGUGGAAAGGGCAGCUGCUAAAAGAAAAUUGGAAAAGUUGAUCAUCCAUAAAAAUCAUUUCAAAGGUGGUCAGUCUGGAUUAAAUCAAUCUAAGAAUUUCUUAGAUCCUAAGGAAUUGAUGGAGUUAUUAAAAUCUAGAGAUUAUGAAAGGGAAGUAAAAGGAUCAAGAGAAAAAGUCAUUAGCGAUAAAGAUCUUGAGUUGCUAUUGGAUCGAAGCGAUCUUAUCGAUCAAAUGAAUACGUCAGGAUCAAUUAAAGAAAAGAUGGGGAUAUUCAAGAUACUAGAAAAUUCUGACGAUUCCAGUUCUGAAUGUCUGUUUUAGAUUGGAAGUAAAGAAUGGAUUCAACAGAUUUUGCUUCUAUUCAGUGAUUUACUUCUGUUUGCUUUGAAAUCCAAAUUGUUCACUUUCCUUUCUUUGAUUAUACCUGCUUAUAUAAUGUAAUCAAUGAGUGCCCAUCACAUUCUUCAGAGAGUGGUAGUUUUCUGAGCCUUGUUAAGAACAAAAAGAUUUAUAUAAAGUUUUGAUUUUUGUUCAUUUUUGAGCCUGUGUAGUAAGUUGGGUGCAGGCUGAUGUGUGCUUAAACUACUGCCAGGUUUAUACAGUCUUCCUGUGGAAGUUUAGUAAAUGCCUUUUUUCCCCUUUUAGCAGUAUAUUCCUUGGAGUUUUGGUACUUCAGUUAUGGAGUAGGUUUUCUUGGAAGGGCUGAUAGAGAUCAUGCCUUCUGUUUAAGAAAUUGUUUGAUUUUAGAGUUCCUAAGAUAACCAAAUAAAUAUUCAUUGUAA